AUGGCAGAGCCUGCGGGGGGUCCUCAGCCCCAGCCCCUGGUGAGGAGGAAAAAAAGCAUAUCUAUAGAGGAAAAAAUAGACAUCAUAAGUGCUGUGGAGAGCGGCGAGAAAAAGGCAGACGUCGCAGCCAAGUAUGGCAUAAAGAAGAAUUCCUUGUCUUCAAUUAUGAAGAAUAAAGAAAAAGUUUUGAAAGCCAUUGAAACUUUACAAUUUGAUCCUAAAAGAAAAAGACUAAGGACUGGUGUUCAUACUGACGUGGAGGAGGCAUUGAUGAAGUGGUACAGAGUUGCUCAGUGCUUGGAUGUGCCGGUAAACGGUCCCAUGUUGCGCCUCAAGGCUAAUGAUUUUGCCCAGAAGCUUGGACAUAGUGAUUUUAAAUGCAGUAAUGGCUGGCUCGAUCGUUUCAAGUCAAGGUAUGGUUUAGUUUUCAGAGCUCAGCCUGUAGAAGCAGCUGCUGCUACUACAGUGGAUGCUCCAACUCUUUGGUACCAAAAUGUUCUUCCUUAUGUAAAUGAUUAUGAGCCAAAAAAUGUGUUUUGUAUACAGGAGACUGGGUUGUUGUAUCAGAUGUUACCACAUAACACAUUUGCAUUUAAAGGGGAAACUUUUUCUGUAGAUAAACUAAGCAAAGAGAGAAUAACCAUAGUGGUGGGUACAAAUAUGGAUGGUUCCGAGAAACUUCCUUUGCUUGUUAUAGGAGAAAACAAAAGUCAGCGCUGUUUCAAAGACAUGAAGUUGCUACCUGUGGAUUAUGAAGCAAAUGACAUGGCAUGGAUGACUUCAGAAGUGUUUGAACGGUGGAUGCAUAAACUUGAUGACAGAUUUCAAGCACAGCAGCGACGAAUAGUUAUUCUUGUUGAUUCUCUCCCAGCUCAUACAGAAGUAAAGAACCUGAAGUCUGUCAAAUUGGUGUUCUUUCCUCCAGACUCUUCUUCGUGUAUAGCUGCAAACCAAGGGGUUAUCAGAAGUCUGAAGGUUAAAUACAGGUGCUGUCUUAUCAAGAGAUUUGUUGACUGUGUAGGAGGUAAUAAAGAGUUUACGCUGACUCUUCUUGAUGUAAUUGAAAUGUUGCACCUGUGCUGGAGGAAAAUCACACGAGAGACUAUUGUAAAAAGUUACAGUGAAGCAGGAUUCAAAAUAGAAACCAAGGCAAAUGGUAAUGACACAGAGGUUGAAAGUGAUUUUGAUUUGAUUGCACAUGCACAGGCAGCUGGAGUAGAGUUUCCAGAAGGUUUAUCUUUGGAGGAGUAUGCAGCUCUAGAUGAUGGCUUGGUGACUUGCGAAAUGUCCACAAAUAAUGAAAGGAUGUGUGCCAAAGAAAGCACAUCAGAUAAAGCUGGGACAUUUGUUGGUGAAGAAGAAAAGGAGGAAGGUGAUAGAUUUCAGGGAGCCGAACAGCCUUUACCAACAAAAAAUGAGGCUUUGAGUGCUUUAGAUACCCUUCGAAAGUUUCUCAGAAGUCAAGACAUGAAUGAUUCUCUUCACGACUCCCUAGCUGACCUGGAGAAUUUUAUUCGACAUGUAGCAUGUAAAUAA
Molecule: messenger RNA, 1536 nt
Organism: Pterocles gutturalis (yellow-throated sandgrouse)
Lineage: Eukaryota; Metazoa; Chordata; Aves; Pterocliformes; Pteroclidae
Gene: TIGD4
Product: tigger transposable element derived 4
Exons: 1
Coding region: 1-1536 (511 amino acids)
Cellular component (GO): nucleus
Molecular function (GO): DNA binding
Source: RefSeq, a predicted model, not a curated record